Messenger RNA from Fusarium proliferatum ET1, 996 nucleotides. RefSeq lists its product as uncharacterized. The record is from RefSeq and is a predicted model, not a curated record. Bases 1 to 996 code for a protein of 331 amino acids. The transcript has 2 exons. Lineage: Eukaryota; Fungi; Ascomycota; Sordariomycetes; Hypocreales; Nectriaceae.
AUGAGAAGAGAACAGCGCGCCUACUCGGUUGUUUCACGACUCGUACUCAUCGGACGAACCACCAUCGAAAUACAGCUUCGACGAGGUACGAAUUUCGACUACGUCGAAAUCCUCGGGACGUGUAAUGGUCGGUUCGUUCAGAUCUUGCCUGUGGCUACUCAGCUAAUUGGCGACUUCUUCGACCUCAAGACCGACGAGAAGAGACGCAUUUGGUUCAGUGUGCCUGGGGUCUUAUCGGUGCCGAAGCUUGGGCCAAGCAAGAUGAUGCCGCAAAUCAUCGAGCGCGACAGCGGCUUUAGGGUCGCCUUUGUUGAUCCUUCUUUCCACGCUGUCAAACUCGAGGAAGAGGGGGGGAGAUUGGCCAGGGCAGAGGAAAUGCGGAAAGAUGAGGAGAGACAGAACGAGGAGAAUAGGGCUGAGGCUGCUCCAGGCACGGCUGCAGUUGUUGAUGCGGAGACUGAGGGCAAUGCAGAGGAGGCCCAUGACUUUCGGUGCCCCUGUGUUGUUGACGUGGUCAAUUGGGUCCUGGGAUUUUUUAUGUUGGUGUUCAAUCGUGUCAUUGGACUGACUCGCUUCAGAAAUCUUGGUAGCGGAACGGAGCCGACCGGCACACUCAGCAUAAUAGCAGAGAAUGGCGAUGAUGAUGACGCGACUUCGACUGUCGAUCUGGAGCUGAGGAAGGCCACCCGUACUGCGAAGACCAUCGCGGCUGUUGAGGAGCUACUGAUGCAAGGCGUGAACGAUGUGGAACAUACAAGGGACAGCAACGCAGGUCCGGAUGUAGAGGCAGUUGCAGCCGCAGCCUCCGUCGAUGAUCCAGCCUUGAGCACGGUUGAGUUUACCCAGGAGGUGCUCGACAAUGGGCGCAAACCAGAGAAACACGAUAUUGCCAUCAAACUCUGGAGGACUUCGAUCAAGGUGCCUGACGCAGACGAGGACGCGGAGGGAUUGUCACUCGUUAGCGGCGACAGGCUCAGAGACGAUGAGUCGGAUUAA